UUCAGUCUUGGUACGACAGAAGACUGUCUGAACAUUAGCAUGCCAAGUUGCUUACUGGGAUACUGAGCAUUAUGAUAGGCGUUAAUUGGAGUGGCUUGAGCUGAUGCGCAUUAAUUGGAAUGGACGCUGCAAACUUAGGGGCGCUGCCAACUGCAAGGACUUCAGGGGCUUGCACUGGAGGGCAUAGCCAAAACGAAACUCCAAGCAGAAGCGAGAAGGAGAAACGGCAUCGAAAUCGAAAGAAAACUCCGCCACCGGGAACCCCGCAGAAUGUGUCAGCCGCUGGAACCCCGUCUAGUCGACCCCACAAAUAUCGGAAGAACUCCCAUUCAAUGCUAAGAUGGACCCCCCAUUUGAAGACUACUUGGACAAGGAGGCUGUCCAACGUGGGCUGAAGUUGAAGAAGUUAAUUCAGGGAGUUUUGAGAAUCAACCAGAGGAAAUAUGAAGACGCCUAUGUGGACGAUCCGGAAGGGGGAGGGGACUACUAUGUCAGUGGUGUUCAUAGGCGAAACAGGGCACUGGAUGGAGAUGUGGUAGUGCUGGAGGUCCUACCCCCAGACAAAUGGCUAAGUAUAUCAAAAGCUGAAACAGCCUCUGCCACUGAUGGUCCUACUGAUGGCCCAUGUUCCACUGCUACACUGGUCGACAGACUGUAUAAUGUCCCAGAUAGUAUGAAGGUAGGUCGAGAAGGAGAGGAGGAAGUGGAGGGAGAGGCACAUCGAAGGUACCAGAGAGAGCUCAUGAAAUACCGCAGAACGACAAAGGUGGUGUACAUUGUGGAGAAAGGGCACAGUCGAUCUUUUGCCGGUCAUCUAAAAGCAUUUGACAAGGAUAAAGGCCUGGCUCUCCUGUCGCCCAAGGACAGCAAGAUACCUCGUGUUGUCAUCCCUAUAGCCGACUGCCCUCCAGACUAUGUCCAGGAGCACCAGAAGUAUAAGAACACUCUGUUCAUUGGGAGGAUCUUAUCCUGGGAGAGAGACUCCCCUUUUGCCAGAGGGGAGCUGAUGAGGAGCGUGGGAGAGGCUGGGGAGAUAGAGCCAGAGACGGAGUCGUUUCUCGUGGAGAAUGACAUCGAGUUUGGAGAAUUUCUCCCCGAGGCCCUCGAAUGCCUCCCUCGACAGACACCAUGGACAAUACCUCAGGAGGAAGUAGGGCGAAGGAGGGACUUCAGAAAGGAGUGUGUGUUCACUAUUGAUCCAGAGACUGCAAGGCUUGCCAAGGGGCUCAAGGGACAGAGAGAGUCAAAGGGAACACUGCGCCUCAACCAGCCAAAGCUAAAGUUCACUCUGAACAAGGAAACCGGUCUCCCCAGUGGAUGUGAUGUGUAUGUUCAGAGAGAGAGCAACAGGCUGAUCGAGGAGUUCAUGUUGCUGGCCAACAUGGCAGUGGCUCACAAGAUAUGGAGGACUUUCCGUGACAGAGCCCUUCUCCGGAGGCACCCUUCUCCCAAGGAGAAAUCAGCCCAGUUCCUGGUGCAGAAGUUUGCCAGUCUCGGAAUCCCACUGGAUGUCAGCACUGCAGCCUCCAUUCAGAGCUCCCUGGACCAGUAUCUCGGCACCACAAGCGAUGAGGAGACAAAUUCUAUGCAGAAGAUGGUGUUGGUAUCCAACUGCUCAAAGAUAAUGGAGCUGGCCCGCUAUUUCUGCACCGGGACCGUUGAGAAAGAGGCGGAGUUCAAACACUACGCUCUCAACGUUCCUCGCUACACCCACUUCACCUCCCCCAUCAGGAGAUACGCCGACAUCGUCGUCCACCGACAGCUCACCAGCUCUCUCGGUGAAGGGCCGGAUUUCACGAUGAUCAUGGAGGAGGUGGAGUCACAGGCUCAUCACUGCAACAAGAAGAAGAAAUCUGCCAAGACAGUUGAGGAACUGAGCAUGCAGAUGUUCUUCGCCAUAUUCAUAAAGGAGUGUGGAGGUAUUAGAGGCCGGGGGAUUGUGGUCCAAGUAUUGGACAAGGCAAUCGAUGUUCUCGUGCAAGAUUAUGGAGUCAUAAAGAGGGUCUAUUGUGAGUAUCUUGUACUGGAGAAGUAUGAAGCACACCAGAAGAAGGGGGAGUCUGCUGUCUGCAGUAUCACCCUGGAGUGGCCUGGAGAAGGUGGUGGCCCCACCAUCAAACAGGAUCUGAGUACGAUGUCUGUGGUGGAUGUUGAACUCACUAGUGGCCAGAAACCUCUGCAGUUUGAUGCGAAGAUUCUCCGGCCACCACAGCCAGUACUUGAGUCUACAUGAGAAGAUUUUAAUGGUUCAUCUUCUGCUAUAACAUGUAUAUACAACAGAUUUUUAACUCUUUGUGCACUGUCGCCAUAUUAAUGAAAUAGUCUAUUACAGUCAGUGUGCUGCUGUGUUAUGCAAUAUAAAACACUCUACAUGCACAUAUAUAUCUGGAUACUGCACCAUGUUCAAAAGAUAUUGAGUGCAUCUACUGAAUGUGAAAUUAACAGUCUAUUGCAGUACAAGUCAAGUGUGUUCAUGACGGGGUGUGUAGGGGGAUGUGAUGAUCCGUGAUCUUGGCCUCAGGUCUUGGUGACUCUGGCCUCAAUGUACUCCACCUGUCUCUCCAGGUUUGUCAGUUUCUGGUUCAACAGAGCCAACCUUGAUCGUGCAGACAGGUCAAAAGCGUUGAGGAACUCCGCAAUCCUCUUGACGCUGGAGGCAAUGGUCUCCACAAACUCCCUGUUGUUCCAGUCCUGCUGGAUCUGACUCUGGACCGACGACAUUCUCCACCGUCCCUUUCACUCCCGCUGUACGUAGCUACUCUUUCGCCGCAGAAGCGUUCUCGAUCAGUCCCAAACAGAGGUCAGUACGCGGGUAUACCAAAAUUGCUGAGUCAGCACAGAAUAACUGCUG
Geodia barretti is the source of this 2851-nucleotide messenger RNA. NCBI's taxonomy places the organism in Eukaryota, Metazoa, Porifera, Demospongiae, Tetractinellida, Geodiidae. The record is from the annotation of a GenBank genome assembly.